This is a messenger RNA of Pectinophora gossypiella (pink bollworm), 5565 nucleotides long. RefSeq names its product maternal protein pumilio (gene pum). Gene Ontology annotation, biological process: post-transcriptional regulation of gene expression. The transcript has 18 exons. Lineage: Eukaryota; Metazoa; Arthropoda; Insecta; Lepidoptera; Gelechiidae. Gene Ontology annotation, molecular function: mRNA 3'-UTR binding. The record is from RefSeq and is a predicted model, not a curated record. Gene Ontology annotation, cellular component: nucleus; cytoplasm. Bases 643 to 4260 code for a protein of 1205 amino acids.
GCGCGCAUCGCAUCUGCCCGACCGAUUAUGGCGGACAGGCAGUGAAGGAUGUUUGUCGUCUUUUCUAAAUCAGAAAGUAUCGACAGUAGCCAAUGGCAUAAACCGGGUUUUUUGUAAAAAUUGUACAUUGUAAAUAGUUCUGUGUACAUAUAGUAAUUAUAUUUGUGGUCGUUUUGUUUAGAAAUUGUGUGAAUAGUGUAUUAUUUUGAGUGUUUAUUCCGUUCAGUUUUCGACGCCGACAAAUCUCUAAACCCUGAAGUUAGUACAUUUGUAAAUCGUGUAUAACAUCUAAAUUCUAAAAACCCUGUAAAUUUCGUUCCCCUAAAAUCAUCGAUUUCUUCUUGUCGCCUUUGUGUUCGAUCCGUCAAGGAGACCGUUGCAGCGCUUGCAAUAUUUUGGUUUCCCUUAGCGGCUGUCAUCGCGCUUCGAUAAAACCCACUAACUGUCAUUACAAAGACAAAAGGACUACUAUAGUCACUAAAUGGCUUCGAUGCUGGGAUCUGUUGGCCGUGCGUAGUGCAAAUGAUCAUGUAAAUGCGAUUCGUCUAUACAUCUAGUUCCAUUAGUAUUCGCUGUAGUGCUAUAUAGAUAUAAACAAGAAGAUUGUGUUUACGGUUGCAAAGGACUGGAUAGUGGAACUGAAUGCUUGAACCUCACGGUAGCCCAAUGAAGUGGCCGGGCACUGGGGCGGAAGAAGAGGCGGGCGAAGCAGGAUUGCAGAGCGCGCGCGCCUCUCAAACCCGUACCCAGGACGAUGCUGCGGUGCACUAUGUGUUCCAGCGGGAGGCUCAAGAAGCUGAACUGCCAUCGCUAGCCCCCAAACAACGCUGGGCUGUCGGCGACGACGGUAUAUCUGAGAAUCAAGAUAAAUGGAAGAACACUCCUAUAAAUAUGAAUAACAUGCACCAACAAGGUCCGGUGCAACUGAAAAAUUCUCAAACAAACCAACAACAAUUCAUUAAUCAAGCUAUAGCUUCAUCUGUCGGAACACUGGCUAUCAAUCCUUCAGUGAUUGGAAGUCAUCCUGCUCAUUUGACAACAAACAUGGUCCAUACACAACUGGCACCUUUGCAAAAUCAUACUCUUGGCAAUAAUUUGACUAUCCAAAAUAGUGCUAUGAUGCUACAACCGCUUCAGGGUAUGCAAAAUGCCCCUCAAUUGGGUCAACAAGGAUUAUAUGAUAUACACCAACACCCUGGAAAUCCGAUGCAAGCUAUGAAUGGUAUCGGCAAAAGUGCGGAACAUCUUAUGUACCUGAGUCAAGCUGGCAUGCUUGCACCAGGAACUAACCAAUUCCUACAACAAGGACAGAACCAACUUGGACUUACCCCAGUUGCCGCUAUCAGAAAUCAGAUUGCACCUGCUGCAAAAAAACUAUGGGAUAAAGGCCCUGGAGCCGGCGGUGACAGCAAGGGCCCUCCUCACCUGCCUCCGCUGCAGCUCAAUCCGGAGCAAAUGUGGCGGGACCCUACCUGGUCUGCUCAAGCAAUGGAGCACAAUGUGGGGGUCCCGAUGAUGGGCACGCGGCGCGGCGUGGCGUUCCCGGGGGGCGACGCCGGCAGCAUCCUGUCCCCGCGCGACACCGCCGGCCUCGGCGUCAAGAUGGUCGAGUACGUCCUCGGCGGCUCGCCUACAGAAGCGGGCGGCGUGGCGGCCGGUGGCGGCGAGAAGGGUGUGUCUGGCGUGGUGGCGGGGCUGCGCGGCAUGGUGCUGGAGGAGCGCGCCGACGACAAGGCCGCCUCGCCCUUCGACAAGGACCUGCACGAACUGCACGACCACCCGCUGCCCAACGGGCUGCAUAACGGACAGGAGGACGACAAGGCUUUCAACCGCACGCCCGGCUCGCGGCAGCCGUCGCCGGCCGAGGAGGAGGGCGGCGCGCGCAACGGCGAGCCCGGCGGCGUGUUCCCGCACCACGCGCACCCCGCGCUGCCCGCGCCGCAGCCCGCGCUGCACCACCUGCCGCACCUCACGCACCCGCAGCACCAUCCAGGGAUGUUGGGCGUGGCUCCGCUUCAAGGAUUGCCACAUCCACAACAUCAGAUACAUCCUGGCAUGACACUGAACGACUCUAUGAACCAACACAUCGAACUUGUCUUACAAAUGGAGCAACAUCCUCAAUUCGACAACAAUAGUUUCGCUAGCACGCAACAGUACGGCGGCGGAGUGGGCGGCGGCGUGGGCGGUGUGGGCGGCGUGGGCGGCGCAGGCGGGGCGGGCGGCGCGCCCAGCCUCGUCAACGGCGCCAGCGUCGUGCCGCCGCAGCCGGACUCCGCGCAGCAUCACCAACCUUUCGACGUACAGCAAUUGUUCCGGUCGCAACAAGCGGCGGCGGCGGGUGGCCAGGCGGCCGCGGCGCAGCUGCAACUGCUACAACAACAGCAGCAGCAACAGUUUCAGCUGCAACAACAGCUGGCCGCGCAGCAGGCCUUCACACAAGCGCCGUACGUGAUCAACGCCAGCCAAGAGGGCGCGCCAUAUGUGAGCGCACUGAUCGCGGGGGUACCGCCCUACUACGGCGUGGCGGCGCCGUGGGGCGUGUACCCCGGGCUAGUGGCGCAGCCGGCCCAGCAGCAGGCGCAGCAGCCGCGGCGGCCGCUGACGCCGCAGCAGGGCGAGCAGCAAGUGAACGGACAGGGGCAGUACGUGAUCCCAUACUACGACCCCGGGUCGCUGGUGAUGGGUGGGCGCAACGGCACGCCGCUGAGGCUCGUGUCGCCCGGCGGCGUGCUGGCGCCACGCCAGUACCCCGCGCCCGCGCACCCCGCCGCCACGCCCGCGCCGCCGCAGCAGGCGCCGCAGCAGCCGCCUGGCGGCGCGGGCGCGGCUGCGCGGCGGGACUCGCUGGAGUUCGGCGCCGGGCCCGCCGCCGCGCUGCAGGAGUACGCGCGCAAGUGGGGGCCCUCGCCGCUGUCGCCGCCGCUCACGCUGGGGCCCGUCGGGCUGCGGCCCGUGUCCGCCGCGCCCGGCGCAGAGACCGCCAAGUACAGAGCUGUCAGCAGUUUAGCACAAGGUCUCACCUCGACAAAUGGCAUGUUCGGCUCAUCAUCCUCGUUACUGAGCAAACUGAGUGGAGUGGGCACUAUCUCAGAGCUCGUGGGCGGUGGCGUGACGGGCGUGGGCGUAGGCGGCGUGAGCGUGGGCGCGGUGGGCGGCGUGGGCGCGCUAGUGGCCGACAAGCCGCCCGCCGGCCGCAGCCGCUUGCUCGAGGACUUCCGCAACAACCGCUUCCCCAACCUGCAGCUGCGGGACCUCGCCAAUCAUAUCGUCGAGUUCUCGCAAGACCAGCACGGCUCCAGGUUCAUUCAGCAGAAACUGGAACGCGCCACGGUUCAGGAGAAACAGAUGGUGUUCAACGAAAUUAUCGGCGCGGCGUACAGUCUCAUGACCGACGUGUUCGGAAACUAUGUGAUACAGAAAUUCUUUGAAUUCGGAACGACUGAACAGAAGACGACAUUGGCACAAAAGGUGCGGGGGCACGUGCUGGCGCUGGCGCUGCAGAUGUACGGCUGCCGCGUCAUACAGAAGGCGCUCGAGUCCAUCCCCGCCGAGCAGCAGCAGGAGGUGGUGCGCGAGCUCGACGGACACGUGCUCAAGUGCGUCAAGGACCAGAACGGAAACCAUGUUGUACAAAAAUGCAUCGAAUGCGUGGAGCCGUCGGCGCUGCAGUUCAUAAUCAACGCGUUCGCGGGGCAGGUGUACGCGCUGUCGACGCACCCGUACGGCUGCCGCGUCAUCCAGCGCAUCCUGGAGCACUGCACGCCCGAGCAGACCGCGCCCGUGCUGGCCGAGCUGCACGCGCACACCGACCAGCUCAUACAGGACCAGUACGGCAACUACGUGGUGCAGCACGUGCUGGAGCACGGCGCGGCGGAGGACCGCGCGCGGCUGGUGGCGGGCGUGCGCGGCAAGGUGCUGCAGCUGUCGCAGCACAAGUUCGCCAGCAACGUGGUCGAGAAGUGCGUCACCCACGCCACGCGCAACGAACGCGCGCUGCUCAUCGACGAGCUCUGCGGAUUCAACGACAACGCCCUGCACGUGAUGAUGAAGGACCAGUACGCCAACUACGUGGUCCAGAAGAUGAUCGACGUGGCGGAGCCGACACAGCGCAAGGUGUUGAUGCACAAGAUCCGGCCCCACAUCGGCUCGCUGCGCAAGUACACGUACGGCAAGCACAUUAUCGCCAAGCUGGAGAAGUUCUUCAUGAAGGCGCCCGAACUGGGCCCCAUCGGGCCGCCGCCGCCCAACCCCGUCUUGUAGUCUGUGUAAAGUAUUAACGCCCGAACGCCGCACACGCCGCACGCCGCACUAGCUGAUGCGACGGCGCGGGUAUCCCCGCCUAUUAUAAAUUUUGUGAAUAUUGCGAUUGUACAUUUGUAACUAUAUAUCUCGCCGCGCCCGCCCGCCGCCCGCCUCCCCUAGUGUAAGUGCAGCAAUCUGAUUAGUAUAGUGUGCACCUGGUAUCUGUAUCUGUGUGAGUGGUGCGCUGUCCGGGCGGGCGGCGGGCGCGCGGCGGGGCGGCGCCUGUACAUAACUGCGGCAGACUGAUGUACAGACCUACGAUACGAUAUACUGUAUACUGUAACAAUAGUUGUACAGCGUCGACGCCGACUCCGGUGCUCGGCCGUCGCGUCACCGCGGCGCAGCGUCUACAGCGUUUCUAGCUCUUAAGUGUUCUAGUAUUAUUCGUUGUUCGUAUGAAUCUAUGUAUAAAUAUUUGAACGUCUCUCAUUCUCGUGUAAUUUAUGAAUCGAAGGAAAGCCGGCCGGUGGGCCGUGCGUUUCCGUAAUUUAGCUCGUUGUAGAUUUACUAUUAGCUGGGCUAGGGGACCUUGAAUCUUCGGAAGCGAUGCAGAGAAAUGCCGCAGGCAGUUCUGGACAAUCGGCACUAUAGUCGUGAUUAUGUUAUUAUUUUGUACUAUUCUUCAAGUCAAGCUCUCGUUUAAGUUAAAACCGGCUUUAAAAUCGUACAUAGUUAUCGAAUAUUGUUUAGUGCCGGAAUGUAUAGUUUGUCGAUUAUAAUUUUGUGAAAAUGAUAUUUUUGUAUAUUUUUAUGUAACUUAAUUUAAGUUAUUUAGUUUAAUGAAGUCUCCGAGAGGAUCGGAGCGAGCGCUUAUCGAGUGGGCGAUGCUUAUGUUGUAGCGAGGCGCGUCGCGGCGUCGUGGCCCGAGCCGCGCGCGCCCUUAGGUUAUAGUGAUGAUUGUAAAGUCCUGUACUGAUAGUUGUAGUCCCGAGGUCUACCUUGCCGGUUGCACGUCACAAGCGUAGCUGCUCCUCAUUCCCCUGUGUAAUUAUUUUUUAUAGGAAGCGUAGUUUCCUACGACACCUCAGAUUUUUUACGUCUAGAUGUAAUUGAAAAUAAAAUUAUUGUAUAUGGCUGUACAAAAAUGUUAACAAAAUGAUUUGUAAAACCUGUAUGUGAUGGUGAGGGCGAGGCGGCGGGAGCGGCGCGCCGCGCGGCUCCGGCCGUCGCGUCCGUAGGUUGUACUAGAUAACAUUUAUAUGAUGAUCCAUCUAUUUAGACAUUAAUUAUAAUAAAGCAUUUCUGUAAUAAUAUUACAAAGAA